AUGGCCGGCCUGCCGCACAUCCCGGGCCCCGAGAACCUCCGCCCCUUCACCCCCGCCUCGCUGGCUGCCAUCGAGCAGCGCAUCGCCGAGGCAGAGGCUCUCAAGGUAAAGCGUCAGCAAGUGGAGCUGCCUGAGGAAGAGGAGCUCAAGCCCAGCAGUGACCUGGAAGCUGGCAAGAACCUGCCCCUCAUCUAUGGUGACCCACCACUGGAGCUCAUUGGAACGCCCCUGGAGGACUUGGACCCUUUCUACAAGGAUAAGAAGACGUUCAUAGUCCUCAACAAAGGGAAGUCCAUUUUCCGUUUUUCAGCAACCCCUGCCCUCUACUUGUUGGGACCCUUCCACCCCAUCCGCAGAGGAGCCAUCAAAGUGCUUAUCCACUCAUUAUUCAGCAUGUUCAUCAUGAUCACGAUUUUAACCAACUGUGUGUUUAUGACACUGAGCAACCCCCCGGCGUGGUCCAAGAACGUGGAAUACACCUUCACUGGGAUAUACACCUUUGAGUCCCUCAUCAAGAUACUGUCAAGGGGCUUCUGCAUUGACAACUUCACAUUCCUGCGCGACCCGUGGAAUUGGCUGGACUUCAUGGUCAUCUCCAUGGCCUACAUCACUGAGUUCGUGGACCUGGGGAACAUCUCUGCUCUCAGGACCUUCCGUGUCCUCCGUGCCUUGAAAACCAUCACGGUGAUACCAGGGCUGAAGACGAUUGUUGGGGCUCUGAUCCAGUCAGUGAAGAAGCUCUCAGACGUCAUGAUCCUCACUGUCUUCUGCCUGAGCGUGUUCGCACUCAUUGGUCUCCAGCUCUUCAUGGGGAACCUCCGGCAGAAGUGCGUGCGGUGGCCUCCCCUCAACGACACGCUGGGGGACUUGGGGCUGGACAACGACACAUUGGUCAACACAACACUCUAUGGCAACUUCACUGAUGACCUCGCCAGCAACUUCACCAGCAACUUCACCAGCAACAGCACCUUUGAUUUCGAGGCCUACAUCAACGAUGAAGCCAAUUUCUACUUUCUGGAGGGAGCGCUCGAUGCCCUGCUCUGCGGGAACAGCAGCGAUGCUGGGAAGUGCCCUGAAGGGUACCAGUGCAUGAAGGCAGGGAGGAACCCAAACUACGGCUACACCAGCUACGACACCUUCAGCUGGGCUUUCCUGGCCCUCUUCCGCCUCAUGACGCAGGACUUCUGGGAGAACCUCUUCCAGCUGACGCUGCGUGCAGCAGGGAAAACAUACAUGAUCUUCUUCGUGGUGGUUAUAUUUCUUGGUUCCUUCUACCUCAUCAACCUCAUCCUUGCAGUGGUGGCCAUGGCCUAUGCAGAACAAAACGAUGCCACGAUGCUGGAGGAGCAGCAGAAGGAGGAGGAAUUUCAGCAGCUCAUGGAGCAGCUGAAGAAGCAUCAAGAGGAGCAAGAGAAGAUGUUGCAGGACCAGCAAUCCAGCAGCGGUUCCCUGCCCGGCAGCACGGCCGAGAAGGAGCGCGACUCGGACCUGAGCGGUGACCAGGACAAGGCAAAGGACUGCAACGGGCAAGUGGUCCCCAAGGUCGUGCUGGAGCGAUCCGCUACGCUGGUUGACUUCAACCCAACCGAUGAGCCGGAGAAAUCGGACCACAAUCACCUCACUGUGGGCAACCAAGAUGGGCCAGGCCUCGAGAAGAGAGUGGGGAGCGCCAUCAGUGUCAUCUCCAACGCUGUGGAAGAGCUGGAGGAAGCCCACCAGAAGUGCCCAUCCUGGUGGUACAAAUUUGCCCACACGUUCCUGGUCUGGAACUGCUGUCCUCUGUGGCUGAAGCUGAAGGAGUUUGUCAAGUUGGUGGUGAUGGACCCCUUCGUGGACCUGGGUAUCACCAUCUGCAUUGUGCUUAACACAGUCUUCAUGGCCAUGGAGCAUUACCCCAUGACAGAGGAGUUUGAGAACGUGCUGACCGUGGGCAACCUGGUCUUUACGGGGAUCUUCACGGCGGAGAUGGUCCUGAAGCUCAUUGCUCUGGACCCCUACGAGUAUUUCCAGCAGGGCUGGAACAUCUUUGACAGCAUCAUCGUCACCCUGAGCCUGGUGGAGCUGGGCCUGGCCAACGUGCAAGGGCUCUCCGUGCUCCGCUCCUUCCGCUUGCUGAGGGUUUUCAAGCUCGCCAAGUCCUGGCCCACCCUCAACAUGCUCAUCAAGAUCAUCGGCAACUCAGUGGGUGCCCUGGGGAACCUCACGCUGGUGCUGGCCAUCAUCGUCUUCAUCUUCGCCGUGGUGGGGAUGCAGCUCUUCGGGAAGAGCUACAUGGAGUGUGUGUGCAAGAUCUCCCUCGACUGCACGCUGCCCCGUUGGCACAUGCACGACUUCUUCCACUCCUUCCUCAUCGUCUUCCGCAUCCUCUGUGGGGAGUGGAUCGAGACCAUGUGGGACUGCAUGGAGGUGGCCGGUCAGACAAUGUGCCUCAUCGUCUUCAUGAUGGUCAUGGUCAUCGGGAACCUCGUGGUGCUGAACCUGUUCUUAGCUUUGCUGCUGAGCUCCUUCAGCGCCGAUAGCCUGGCGGCAUCUGAUGAUGAUGGAGAGAUGAACAAUCUGCAGAUUGCUAUUGGCAGGAUCACCAAGGGGAUCGACUUUGUAAAGUCCUCUGUCCUCAUGCUGCUCCGCAGGCUGUGGAAGGGGAAGAAGGUGGCCCCAGAGGAAGAGCAAGAGCCCAGUAAGAGGGACAACUCUGUGUUAAACCAUGUGGACACUGGCCAGGAGCCCAAGUCAGAGUACCUGGAUGGAGUUGCUGGCAAAGAGCAUUUUUUUAUGGAUGAACUGGACCACAUGAAUUUCAUUAACAACCCCAACCUGACGGUGCAAGUGCCCAUUGCCUCGGAGGAGUCUGACCUGUACGAUGAGACGAGCACCCAGUCCGACACCGAAGACGCCAAG
Molecule: messenger RNA, 2898 nt
Organism: Phaethon lepturus (White-tailed tropicbird)
Lineage: Eukaryota; Metazoa; Chordata; Aves; Phaethontiformes; Phaethontidae
Product: sodium channel protein type 4 subunit alpha-like
Exons: 15
Biological process (GO): membrane depolarization during action potential; neuronal action potential; sodium ion transmembrane transport
Cellular component (GO): plasma membrane; axon; voltage-gated sodium channel complex
Molecular function (GO): voltage-gated sodium channel activity
Source: RefSeq, a predicted model, not a curated record